CCCCGCCGGGGCCCGAAUCUGGGGUGGGCGGGGGCAGCCCGGGACUCGGGGGCUCCCAGGGUCGCCAUGGCAACGCACCCCCCUCGUUUUCCUUCCCGUCCCCGCCCCCUCCCUGAGGCCCAGUGGCUGAGGACUGGGGGUCCGCAGGCUUCCUGGGACUGGGCCGGCCUGGGCGUCUCCGGGUGGAAGAACACUCGAAGACAAGCCAUGACUUUCCAGGUUUGGGGGUGGCGGAGGGAAGACGCAUCUCAGGCCUCAGCCUGGGCUGCCGACGCCGAGGGCGGCAGAGGGGGAGCGAUGCCGUGCAGGACGCUGGCUACGAAAGACCCCACAGCUGUGGAGAGAGCCAACUUGUUGAACAUGGCUAAGCUGAGCAUCAAAGGCCUCAUUGAAUCUGCCCUGAGCUUCGGCCGCACUCUGGAUUCUGACUACCCUCCCCUGCAGCAGUUCUUCGUUGUUAUGGAACACUGUCUGAAACAUGGACUUAAAGUAAGAAAAUCAUUUUUGAGUUAUAACAAAACCAUCUGGGGCCCUUUGGAACUAGUGGAGAAGCUGUAUCCAGAAGCCGAAGAAAUAGGAGCCAGUGUCCGGGAUUUACCUGGCCUGAAGACUCCGCUGGGUCGUGCAAGAGCAUGGCUGCGGUUAGCCCUCAUGCAGAAAAAGAUGGCUGACUACCUGCGCUGCUUAAUUAUCCAGAGGGAUCUCUUCAGUGAGUUCUAUGAGUAUCAUGCACUGAUGAUGGAGGAAGAAGGAGCGGUAAUUGUCGGGCUGCUGGUUGGCCUGAACGUGAUAGAUGCUAACCUGUGUGUCAAGGGAGAGGACUUAGACUCACAGGUUGGAGUGAUUGAUUUUUCCAUGUACUUAAAGAAUGAAGACGAUAUUGGAAAUAAAGAAAGGAAUGUGCAAAUUGCUGCCAUUUUAGAUCAAAAGAAUUAUGUUGAAGAAUUAAAUAGACAACUAAACAGCACAGUCAGCAGCCUUCAUUCCAGAGUUGACUCACUGGAAAAGUCAAAUACUAAGCUGAUUGAAGAGUUAGCAAUUGCAAAGAAUAACAUCAUUAAACUCCAAGAAGAAAAUCAUCAACUACGAAGUGAAAAUAAGUUGAUUUUAAUGAAAACACAGCAGCAUCUAGAGGUUACAAAAGUGGAUGUGGAAACUGAAGUUCAGACAUAUAAGCAUUCCCGGCAGGGGCUGGAUGAAAUGUACAAUGAAGCCAGAAGACAGCUGCGGGAUGAAUCUCAAUUACGACAGGAUGUGGAGAACGAGCUAGCAGUACAAGUAAACAUGAAACAUGAGAUCGAACUUGCUAUGAAGUUGUUGGAGAAAGAUAUCCACGAGAAACAGGAUACCUUGAUAGGCCUUCGACAGCAACUUGAGGAAGUUAAAGCGAUUAACAUAGAGAUGUAUCAAAAGUUGCAGGGCUCUGAAGAUGGAUUGAAAGAAAAAAAUGAAAUUAUUGCCCGACUAGAAGAAAAAAACAAUAAAAUCACUGCAGCCAUGAGGCAGCUGGAACAGAGUGACAGUGACUUGUUAACUCAAACUAGGACAAUUGCAAUGUCAUUGGUGAAAUGUGCCAGCAGUGACACCCAGGACCAGUACAAGCUGGUCAAAGAUAUCUCUUUCUGAAAACCAAUUAUUUAACCAAACUAAAAGAGAAUCAACAGUUUUAAAAUAUAUUUAAUAGAAAAAAAAAAUGUAUGCUAUUAAGUCAAACAGUAUCAAGAGCCCUGUGCUGUCUCAGUUGGCUGCUGUGGUGUCGUCCAGCAGAGUGGGUGCACUUGGUUUUCCAAAAAUACACUCCUCCAACCGUGUGCACAAGGGCUGAUUGGAGUACUGACCCUUUUGGGCGGGAGAAGGGGUCAGCAUUUUCAAAUGCAGUUUUAUCUUUCUAGCAAAUUUUUGAAUUAAAACAUAAACAUUGUUUAAAAAUCAGUUAACUUUUAGUUUCAUAACGUGUUGGCACGGAUUUUUGUUUUCCCCAUUGGCCCACUCCUGGCCUCAGGACUCCCUUGCUGCUUUGUGCAUAACCCACUGGCCACCUUCCUGUGCUUUAGCGGCAUGGCUGGUCCCUCUCUGCCCUCUCUCUGAUAGCACAACUCCAAGGCCUACCUCACCCUGACUUUAUUCUGCAUUCUUCUAACUUUAAAGAAAAGCAUCUCCACCACCCUGACAUUUAAAUGUAAAUUUUAACUAAGAGAUAAUUGAAAAGCUACUCUUCCGUUUUUUUUAGAAACAGCAUUUCUGUUCCUAAAACGUGUGAGAACUGCCUUAUUGGUAUGGAAGAAAGUGGCCAGUUUUUUUUCUUAUUUUGUUUUGUUUUUGUUGAGCAGAAAUUUGUGAUUCCCAGAAAGGAGUUAAUGUCCUUGAAUCUUUGGAGAUAUUUUCUUAUAAAAAUGUGGAAGUUAAUAACUCCUAGAUGGCCUAAGGAGGCAGGAAGUACAACUAGGCACAGAGAGAAGCAAUAGCUUACAAAUAAAAUUAGUAAGAAUGAAAAUUACAUUUUAGUUGGUUUUUAAUAGUUGGAGGAACAAGAACACUCUCUAGAGAAUGACGCCAACUAGUGCUACAUUGAUUUUUGACUCUAAUAAAAAGCACUUGUGUCCACACCCACAGUUGUCGCACAGCUUUGACUUAGUUUAGUAAAUGCACAAAGAUCCUGUAGGAGGGACUCAGCCAUCAUCAGAGUCAUUGCAGGUCUUUGCUCUUGGCCUUGUAGCACACUUGAUUCCUGGCAGACACAUCCCAGCACAGCACGACAGUGUGGCUUCUCCACCUAGCAUAGACAUCAGGACUUUGAUUUUCAUGGUUUUGUAUAAAGGCCAUAACUUACUUGGAAAUUUGAUUUCAUUAUGCUCUACCUAAGUGGUAAAGGCUGUAUUACUUUUCCAUUGUUAAUUAUAAAAGAGAAAUAAACCAAAUUUGAAGAUAGUAUUUUGGGCAUAUUAUAUGUGUUAUGUUGGAAAAAAAUCACAAAACAGUUUCUAGACAUUGUGUGGCUCUUUCACGUUUGAGUUUGUGAGUUUUCCCCCAAACUUUGUUUUCAUUUAGAAAUGUUUCUAUUUCCCCAUUUUUCUUUUAUUUGUCUUCUUCACCCUUUUACACCCUAGUUCUAGCCUCAGUUUUACCCAAAGUUGAUUUGAAUUACACCAGAUUGCAGCAAACAGAGAAGGCG
Molecule: messenger RNA, 3172 nt
Organism: Ochotona princeps (American pika)
Lineage: Eukaryota; Metazoa; Chordata; Mammalia; Lagomorpha; Ochotonidae
Gene: RUFY2
Product: RUN and FYVE domain containing 2
Exons: 13
Coding region: 67-1626 (519 amino acids)
Cellular component (GO): cytoplasm
Molecular function (GO): metal ion binding
Source: RefSeq, a predicted model, not a curated record